CUGCUGGCUGGACACUGGGACUUUCCAGCAGGUUGCGGGCUCUGCUCCUUUAAUGUCUGAGCCGAUUUCCAGCUAGCAGCAAUUUGCAACAGGCUCAGCGAUCCUCCCCCUGCUGGAUUAUUUAACAGGUGCUGAGUCCCAUGUCGCCAUCUGCUAUAGGAAGAAAAACACCACCAAAUAUUCUCCGGGGCCCAUAAUGCGACAAAACAAUACCAGGCAGCGACAGAAAAAAAGGUAAAUAGAUUUGACUAAAUUGAUUUCUGGGUGGAAGAAAGUUUGCAACAGGUGUCCAGGACGGAGGAUCCCGCAGAAUAGACGCAUAACUGAGCUGCACGCCGUCGCGUAAAAACAGAGGUCAGUUCAGUUGGGCUCUAAUGAUGAACUUGAUGAGUCUUAUUUUAAUAUUUAAACGCUGUUCCGCUUCUGGGAGUAUUUUGCUUUUGACCAUCGGCCUGUGAAACUCCAUGGAGCGGUAAUUCCCCCCCACCCCCCAACCAAAGACACUAACCUGGUGACUGGCAUGAUCUGAGGUGUCGUGAAAUACAAUGGUUUACUAAAUCGGGGUCAACGUAGUAAGUGAGGGAAGACGCAGCAUCAUCAGCAUCAUCAUCAGCAUCAGCAGCAGCAGUGAUGGUGGUGGUGGAGGGCGACAGGGCGCUGCUCGCCGCCAGGCAGGGCGACGUGCAGGCUCUCAAAGUGCAAUUAGCGGAACAAGCGCUCAACGGGGACGUGAAGGACGCGCUGGGAGCCUCGCCCGUCCACCACGCAGCCCGGGCCGGCAGGCUGGCCUGCCUGCGCUUCCUGGUAGAGGAAGCCGGACUGCCGGGGAACUGCCUGGCCAACAACGGGGCGAGCCCGGCGCACGACGCGGCGGCCACCGGCAACCUGGCCUGCCUGCAGUGGCUGCUGAGCCAGGGGGGGUGUCGGCCAGAGGACAGGGACAGCUCUGGUGCUACCGUCCUCCACCUCGCGUCCCGUUUCAGCCACCAUGAGAUCACCGACUGGCUGCUGAAGAGUGGCGACGUGGAGCCAGAGGCCUCCACGGAUUCAGGCGCCUUACCUCUUCAUUAUGCCUCUGCCAAGGGAGACAUGCCCUCGCUCCGAUUGUUACUGGGGCACAGCCCAAAUGUUGUCAACUCCCAGACUAAGAAUGGUGCCACACCGCUCUACCUGGCCUGCCAGGAGGGCCACCUGGAGGUCGUCCAGUACCUGGUCAAGGAUUGUGGGGCAGAUCCGAGCAUCAGAGCCAACGACGGGAUGACAGCUCUGCAUGCUGCGGCUCAGAUGGGCCACAACACCGUCAUUGUCUGGCUGAUGAGCUUCACAGAGAUCAGCCUGACAGACAGGGACAGCGAUGGAGCCACGGCCAUGCACUUUGCAGCCAGUCGCGGCCACGCUAAGGUGCUCAGCUGGCUGCUGCUGCAUGGAGGAGAGAUCGUCACCGACAACUGGGGAGGGACGCCCCUCCACGACGCUUCGGAGAACGGCGAACUGGAAUGCUGUCAGAUCCUUGUGGUCAACGGCGUUGACCUGGGCAUCCGAGACCAGGACGGCUUCACGGCAGCAGACCUGGCCGAAUACAAUGGUCAAUCACAGUGCGCCAAAUACCUGCGGACAGUGGAGAACAUGAGUGUGGAGCAUCGCGUUUUGUCGAGAGACCCCUCGACAGACCUGGAGUACAAGCAGCCAGACUCCGGCCUCUCGUCCCCCAACACCACCAUGCCCCCUGCCAGCCAGGCGGCACACUUCGACAUCGGUUCCCCGUCGAGCUCCUUGUCCAACUACAACUCAGCCAGCUCCAGCCAGUCCAGCACCGGGGAGAAGAGGAGCAGCCUGACGACGACUCGGGGCCCGCCCUCUCAACUCAAUACAGUUGCACAAGGUGCAUCAGAGUCGGCCAUUUCGGACAUGCAGGCGUAUAUGGACAUGCUGAACCCAGACAUCAGAACCGAGGCGCCCAAGAAGAGCGAGACACCCGCCGAAUCCGCCUGCAAACCGCCGCCGCCACCUCCGUGUUACCCACCACCGCCUCCCCCACAGCCCCCCUCACAGCCCCCGCCGCCGCCGCCGGGCUACCCGCCUCCCGUGCCGCCUCACGAGCCCACGUCAGCUGAGUUCCUGAAGGUGAAAAGCAACUUACGGCGCGUGGAUAACAACGACAAAAACAAUGAGCAGCUGACGCCCAGAGAAGACCAAGAUAACCUGCGCCGGGUGGAUUCAAACAGGAAGUCGAGGAGCUUUAGCAAGCAGCCCAGCACUGGGGACUACUACAAGACUCUGGGCAACGACGCGGCCGAGCCCCUUUGGAGCAAAGGCAUGUCGCCCAACGAGGAGGAUUCGGUUUUAUUGGAGGAGCCCGCCGAGAGUCCCACCCCCAGCUCUGAAAAUGGCACCACGCAGGAGUCGGCACCGCCCCCACCCCCUCCGCCUCCACCUCCACCUCCUUUGAGCAAUCCCCUGCCAACACCCCCUCCGCCUCCUCCACUCCCUCCAGAGACGCCAACCUACCAGUACAACGCCACCUCCAAUCAGAGACGCCCAUCUUCCUCGUCAGGAAUUGGGCAUAUCUCUGCCACUCAGGCAGAAGGAGGACUGCUUAGACAGAUAAAGAGCACAAAAUCUUUCAACAUGAUGUCCCCCACUGGUGACAACUCGGAGCUGCUGGCAGAGAUCAAAGCAGGAAAGAGCCUGAAGCCCACACCGCACAGUAAAGGCUACACAACUGUCUUCUCCAACACCGGGCCCACAGGCAACAAUGGAACCAGCACAUCUCCUGAGGCACGAUCAUCUAGCCCACCUCCCAAACCCUCGACCCCUCCACAAUCCAGCACACCCGUGGCCUCCCCACCCACGACCCCCAGCCCCAGCCCCAGCCCCACCGGCUCUGGGUCGUCCAGGACCAUGUCGUCCUCUGCCAGCUACGAGAAGCUGUCCUCCAACUCAGUAAUCAACGGCGGCAGCACAGGAAAAGCCGGGGAGUCUGGGAGGAAGACGAGUCUGGAUGUGGAAGCCCUAGUGCCCACUCAUGACGAGCAGGGAAAAGCCAUCCCUGAGUGGAAGAGGCAGGUGAUGGUGCGAAAGCUUCAGGUCAAGAUGCAAGAUGAGGAGGAUCACAAACGCAAGGUUGAAGAGGAGGCAGCGCGCCUGGCAUCAAUGCCGGCCUGGAGGAGAGACAUGAUGAAGAAGAAAUUGGACGAGGAGAAAUGUGACAGGGAACAAAAAAGAAAAGCUGAAUCACAGGCCAAACAGGCGAAGGAAAUAGAAGAGAAGAGUGAGCUGGAGCGACUACGGACCAUGGGCUACGACGAGACCAAACUGGCCCCCUGGCAGCGGCAGAUCAUUUUGAAGAAAGGGGAAGAAGCCAAAAAGUGAACUGGAUCUCCUGCCCCUCCACGUUCCUGCAGCGUUCCUCACCCUCAAACACUUACACCCCGACACCUGUCCCUCCAUCACCCUCUAACCCACUCUGUGCACCACACAGCCGGGAAGAACCCCCCCAGUAAAUGCUGUCGUCACUCUUCGGGCCUCCACUAACUCAGGCUCAUGCCGUGAGCGCUGAUGUCCACACAGGCUUUGGCGCUCAGCUCGGGGGAGACGCAACAGAAUGGUCCUUCAAUUCCCAAUAAAUCUCAAGAAAAAGACAAGAACUCCUGGUCCUUUAGUGCAACAUCUCUGACAUGCACUGACUUAUCUUGCUAAGGCAUUUGCCAUAGAUGCACGCGUUCAGAACUAAAUUAAGAUCACACAUAGGGUCUCUUUACAUUCUUGCGAAUCACUAGAGAGGAUUUCAUGUAGAAGAUUUUGAUUUUUUUUUUUGUGAUAGAUUUAAAGAGGCGACUUCUGAGCCUGUUAUUGCUUUUAUUUUGUCCCUUUGUUAACCCCACUCACCAAUAUACAAUGAAUGGAAAAGUAGCUCCAACAGUUUUCAUCUAAACAUGGAUUUCUCAGCGAAGGCUUGUUGCACCGUGAAGCAGCUCAUGCAUUCUGUAUGUAAGUAGUAUCGCAUCUUUACCAUGUCGUAGUCGUGGCAUAUUUGUAUCAAGCUUAUAGAAGCAGUUUCUAGGCUUCAUUUUACUGCCAGAGUUGUAAUUCUUGUAAAGCACGUCCCAACACAGCUCAAACUUGUCCAUUUAUUUAGUUAGGUAUGUUGUAAUUUCUCUACAAAUUGAUGUCAUGUGUUAAUUGAACGUGAUCAAUUUUCACUGAAAAUUGUAAUUGAAUAUUGAACUAAUUUCCCCCGAAAUAUAAAGCUAGCGUGAUCGUGAAUGUUAAAUGUUGUAUGCAUCUGUUGCAGAAUAAAUGUCAAGCAAAUUGUGGCAUACUAUUGGGCACAAUGUAUUUUCAAAAUAAAAGCAAAACAUUUUUAAAAUGCACAGAAAUAUUAGAAUUCUGCCAUAUUUCUGUAUGAUCAUUAGCCUGGCCAGCCAUCCUAUUAUUUUUUUCUUAGAGAAGAGAAGUGGAUGGUUACAGCUGGCCAGGCAACAUGAGCAUAGCCUUGAACAGAAAUACAAAAACAAUAAUAUUGAUAAGACAAGCUGCAUCGUACACCGGUUAUCUACACUCUUAAUAUUGCAGAAGUCAAGAAAAGGCAUCAUUUGUCCUGUUCCCUGUUCCAGCCUCUGUCCCAUUAACCCAGUGGAUGAAUCUUUGAUGAGCAGGUCAGCUUACACAUGCUAGCGUGCCCUCUGUCUUUUUCAUAAGGAAACCUACACAAAUACCAGGCUGAUUAUUAUUAUGUUGUAUUCACUGUUUCAGAGCUCCUUCCAUUUCCAGGAUUUUAAGUCAUCUUACGACUUGUUAAAGGUUUAUUUUUGGACUUUUGGAUUUCAUUUCAGUAAUGUGGCAAAUCUGUGGUGGAUAUUUUAAGAUUUUAAAUUGUGCAUGUGCAUGAAUCGAUGGACUGAUUAAUAGUACGACAGAAACCUCACAACCAUGCUCUUUUUCUGUUCAUGACUAUGGAUCUUCAUAAAUAAUGGAAAAUAUUCUGUUUACCUCUUCUAUGCUGGAUGUACAUUUUUACAAAUACAGUGUAUCAGACAUGCACAUCAUGUCUCCUUGAAUGAUAUGGGCCUACUUGAUCAUUUGGAAAUAUUCUGAUUCACUGUUCAUCAGAUGCCAUAUUAUAUUAAACUUAAAAAUUAUGUAAAUGUCAUUGCCAUUUAAUUUUCUAUACAUAUAUAUAAACCCUGUAUAUAGAGACCCUCAGAAGUUUGUCAUCUCAUUAUUUCCAUAUUGCAUUAUAUUACAGCCUUGCUUGGAUAGAAAGUUGGCUUAAUCUUGUACAGAUGUAUUUUCAGACUGUUAAAUAUGAAGAGAAUAAAUCUUUGAUCACCAAAAGAUGUGUUUAUCUGCUUGUAAUCUUUUUUUUUUUUUUUUUGCUUGUUCUGUACACGAAUUAAACAGAUCAUUAGUCAGAUGCGACGAAGAUGUACAAAAUAAUGUGAGGACCUGCGCCUACCAUGUAGUCAGAGGUGUCAAGUAACAAAGUACAAAUACUUUGUUACUUUACUUAAGUAGAAAUUUUGGUUAUCUAUACUUCACUGGAGUCAUUAUUUUUCAACAACUUUUUACUUUUACUCCUUACAUUUUCACACAAUU
Cololabis saira (Pacific saury) is the source of this 5598-nucleotide messenger RNA. It is a transcript of the gene espn, whose product is annotated as espin. Gene Ontology annotation, molecular function: actin filament binding. The transcript has 15 exons. Gene Ontology annotation, biological process: actin filament bundle assembly. Bases 631 to 3372 code for a protein of 913 amino acids. NCBI's taxonomy places the organism in Eukaryota, Metazoa, Chordata, Actinopteri, Beloniformes, Belonidae. Gene Ontology annotation, cellular component: cytoplasm. The record is from RefSeq and is a predicted model, not a curated record.